Molecule: messenger RNA, 1813 nt
Organism: Manihot esculenta (cassava)
Lineage: Eukaryota; Viridiplantae; Streptophyta; Magnoliopsida; Malpighiales; Euphorbiaceae
Product: polygalacturonase QRT3
Exons: 3
Coding region: 285-1763 (492 amino acids)
Molecular function (GO): polygalacturonase activity
Source: RefSeq, a predicted model, not a curated record
UGUCUCAUAUGAAAAAUACCUGAAAGAACCAAAUACACAUAUGGAAGUUGAUAAAAAGAAGAAGAAAGAAGCAUGAGAAUCUCACUACUACUUUCCAAGAAAAUCUUUACAGCCCUGUUCCAGCAUUUUCUUUCUGAAAACUUUCCCUUCUUUAUUUUAUUUUAUUCCCAAGCAUAUGCCCAUUUCUCUCUCCCUAGAUCUCUUUCCUUCCCUUGUAAUUAGUUCCUUCAAUUUCUCUCUUUACAUUAAUAUUCUCAUAUGAAAGCUGUGACCCAGAAACAACAAUGGAGAUUGAAAUCAUGAGAAGCUUCUUGUUACCAGUUUGGUUGCUUUUCCUUUUGAUGGUAGAGGAAACAUCUAGUGCUAUGAGAAUGGAGAAAAAGCUAAGAGAAAUGGAAGCAGCAUUAUCAUUUUCUCAAUCCCUCCAAGUUGCAGAAACCAAACAGAAGAAUAAUGGGAGAGUGUUUUAUCCAAUUGGGUAUGGGGGAGACCCAAGUGGAGAAGAAGAGAGCAGUGAUGCUAUAUUGAAUGCUUUAAACGAUGCGUUUCAACUGCAAAAUGGGCUAACGUUGGUGUCUGGUGUAAAUGAUUUGGGUGGUGUUGUAAUUGAUUUGCAAGGUGGAAACUACAAAAUCAGCAAACCCAUAAGGUUUCCUCCUUCUGGUGGAGCCAACGUUGUGGUAAAAGGAGGAACCUUGCGAGCAUCAGACACCUUUCCAGGGGACAGACAUCUGAUUGAAGUAUGGUCACCAAAUUCAAAACCCAUAGAUAAUUCAGAUUCCAUUGAUGAUCUUCAUGGUUUCAGAGACAGCAAAGACCAAAUCACAGGCAUCUACUACGAGGACAUAACCUUCAGAGACAUUCUCUUCGAUUCAAAGUAUAGAGGAGGAGGGAUUUUCAUCAUAGAUUCUGCAAGAAUUCGAAUCAACAACUGCUUCUUUGUACACUUCACAACACAAGGAAUUCUUGUCCAGAAAGGCCACGAGACCUUCAUAUCAAGCUGCUUCUUAGGACAACAUUCCACAGUUGGUGGAGAUAAAGGUGAGAAAGAUUUCUCAGGCACUGCCAUUGAUCUUGAAAGCAACGAUAAUGCAAUAACAGAUGUUGCAGUCUUCUCGGCCGCCAUUGGAGUUUUACUCAGAGGUCAGGCUAAUAUCCUGACAGGAAUACACUGCUAUAACAAGGCAACGUUCUGGGGUGGCAUUGGAAUUCUGGUGAAGCAAUUUGCUUCGCUCACCAGGAUAGAUAACUGUUACCUGGAUUAUAAUUCUGUAGUCAUGGAAGAUCCAGUUCAGGUUCAUGUCACUGAUGGGCUUUUCCUGGGAGAUGGCAAUGUGGUUCUGAAAGCUAUAAAUGGAAAAAUUUCUGGGGUUAAUAUAGUAAAUAACAUGUUUAAUGGGGACCCAGAAAAUAUGGUUCCAAUAGUAAAAUUAGAUGGGAUUUUUACCAGCAUUGAUCAGGUGGUGAUUGAGAACAACAAUGUUAAAGGGAUGAGCUUGAAAUCAAGUGCUGGGAAACAAACGGUGGGUGGGAAAGGAACAAAAUGGGUAGCUGAUUUUUCAUCUUUGCUGGUAUUUCCUGACAGGAUUAAUCAUUUUCAGAUCUCAUUUUACAGUGUUGAGAAAGAGUUGCUGCCAGUGUAUGCAGUGGUGACAAAUGUUUCAAGUAAUGUUGUGGUUGUGGAGAGUGACAAAGCAGUUAAUGGGAUUGUUUCUGUAGUGGUUGAUCAGAAUAAUAUGGCUGGAGAUAUUGUUUUUAUGUAAAGAUUUUUUUUUUUUUCAAUAAUAUUGAAUAAGCCUGGGUUAUAGGAAUC